Messenger RNA from Neodiprion fabricii, 1119 nucleotides. Its product is annotated as odorant receptor 9a-like. Bases 251 to 853 code for a protein of 200 amino acids. Lineage: Eukaryota; Metazoa; Arthropoda; Insecta; Hymenoptera; Diprionidae. The transcript has 6 exons. Gene Ontology annotation, cellular component: plasma membrane. Gene Ontology annotation, biological process: detection of chemical stimulus involved in sensory perception of smell; sensory perception of smell. Gene Ontology annotation, molecular function: olfactory receptor activity; odorant binding. The record is from RefSeq and is a predicted model, not a curated record.
UUCUAAAAAAACUCGUAGGCAUUUGACAGAAGGGAAUCAUAGGGACUCUUUUCCUCCAGAGACGCUGGAUGCCAAUCCAGCCGAUUCGAAGCCGGAGCCUCCGCAGAAUCCGCUGCCCUAUUACACCUACGUUUUUUGCAACGCCUUGAAGUCUCCAUGCUACGAAAUCGCCUACAUCUACCAGACCCUCUCUACCCUCGUUUGCAGCCUCGUUCUUAUCCAUUGCGAUAACCUCUACCUCUUCAUCGUCAUGGUCUGCACCUCGCAGCUGCGAAUUCUCAACGCCUCCCUCGAGACCGUCAUCCGUAGGGCCACCAGGAACUGUCCGAAACAACGGUGGAAGGAUUACGCUGGACUGAGAACCAAGCGGAACGACGUCGUCGAUAAGGAGUCCUUCAGACUUGGGGCCAACUGCGUAAAACAUCAUCAUGCUAUUCUGGAAGUCCUGGAUGAGCUGGAGGGAAUAUACAAUUUGGUUAUACUCAUACAAUUUCUCUCACAUCUGGUACAGUUGUGUUUCCAAAUGUUCAUCGUUUCCGAGAUUUCUCUGCUGAGCUUCGACGGUCUUAGCAUGCUUGCUUUCGUCGUUGCGAUGGUGAUCGAAGUCUACGUUUAUUGCCAGUGCGGAAAUGAGAUCGAAAUAGAGAGUUCCAAGAUUUCCCAGUCAGCCUACAACGCCCAGUGGACCUCGAGCUCGGAACCCGUAAAGAGAAUGCUGCUGAUCAUCAUGCUGCGCGCUCAGCGGCCCGUUGAAUUCACAGUCGGAAAGUUCGUGAAGCUUUCACUUAGGACCUUGGUAUCGGUUGUCCAAGGCUCGUUCUCAUACUUCAUGGUACUACGAAAAAUGCAGUAAUAGCCAUUCGCCAACGCAGCUAUUAUGCCUAAUGUACAAUUGUACGGCUUAAUUAAACGCUUCGUAUAAUUGAUCUUUCGUAAUUUUGACACACCGGUUGUUUGUUUUCAUUCAAAACGAACCUUCGCAACUUAAUGAAUGGCAAUUUAACUUAUAGAGUAAGCUGAUAUUACUGAUCGUCGCUAGCGAAUCCUAAUACAACGUGAUUGCGACCGAAUUAUUAGAUCGAGGAAUCACAGCAGGUGACUAAUAGAUCCUUGGGUCUA